Gavialis gangeticus (Gharial) is the source of this 1822-nucleotide messenger RNA. It is a transcript of the gene TCP1, whose product is annotated as t-complex 1. Gene Ontology annotation, molecular function: ATP hydrolysis activity; ATP binding; ATP-dependent protein folding chaperone. The transcript is spliced from 12 exons. NCBI's taxonomy places the organism in Eukaryota, Metazoa, Chordata, Crocodylia, Gavialidae. Gene Ontology annotation, biological process: protein folding. The coding region runs from base 53 to 1732 and encodes 559 amino acids. The record is from RefSeq and is a predicted model, not a curated record. Gene Ontology annotation, cellular component: chaperonin-containing T-complex.
CGUGCCCCGCGCCCAUCUCUUGGUGGCCGGCGUGGUGCGGGCGGGCGGGACCAUGGCGGCGCUGGAGGGGCCCCUGGCCGUGCUGGGCGAGCGCAGCUCCGGCGAUACCGUCCGCAACCAGAACGUUACAGCUGCAGCUGCGAUUGCCAACAUUGUGAAAAGUUCCCUUGGGCCAGUUGGUUUGGAUAAAAUGUUAGUGGAUGAUAUUGGUGAUGUAACCAUAACUAAUGAUGGUGCAACUAUUCUGAAGUUGCUGGAGGUGGAACAUCCUGCUGCAAAAGUCCUGUGUGAGCUGGCAGAUCUGCAAGAUAAAGAAGUUGGGGAUGGGACCACCUCUGUGGUAAUUAUUGCUGCAGAACUUCUGAAGAACGCAGAUGAAUUAGUCAAACAGAAAAUUCAUCCUACUUCCAUUAUUGGUGGAUAUCGACUUGCUUGCAAGGAAGCUGUUCGCUACAUCAAUGAAAAUCUUAUUAUUAAUACAGAUGAACUGGGCAGAGAUUGUCUUAUUAAUUCAGCUAAAACAUCAAUGUCAUCCAAAAUCAUAGGAAUAGAUGGUGACUUCUUUGCUAACAUGGUGGUGGAAGCUGCAAGUGCAGUUAAAUACACAGACCAAAAGGGUCAGGCCCGAUAUCCAAUCAACUCCAUUAAUGUUCUGAAGGCACAUGGCCGUAGCCAGAAAGAAAGUAUUCUUGUGAAUGGUUAUGCACUGAAUUGUGUGGUGGGUUCUCAGGGUAUGACUAAGAGAAUAGUUAAUGCAAAGAUUGCCUGCCUGGACUUCAGUCUGCAGAAAACAAAAAUGAAGCUUGGUGUUCAAGUCGUUAUUACAGAUCCUGAGAAACUAGACCAGAUCAGACAGAGAGAGUCAGAUAUCACUAAAGAGAGGAUUCAGAAGAUUCUAGCUACAGGUGCCAAUGUUGUUCUAACUACCGGUGGCAUUGAUGAUAUGUGUCUGAAAUAUUUUGUUGAUGCUGGUGCUAUGGCAGUACGCAGAGUUCUGAAAAAGGAUCUAAAACGCAUAGCCAAAGCUUCUGGAGCAACUGUGUGUUCAACCUUGGCUAACCUGGAAGGUGAAGAAAGCUUUGAGGUAUCAAUGCUGGGACAGGCAGAAGAGGUAGUUCAAGAAAGAAUAUGUGAUGAUGAGCUGAUAUUAGUCAAGAAUACUAAGGCUCGUACUUCUGCAUCUAUUAUUUUACGGGGAGCCAAUGACUUCAUGUGUGAUGAAAUGGAGCGGUCCAUCCAUGAUGCUCUUUGUGUAGUUAAGAGAGUAUUGGAGUCCAAAUCUGUGGUUCCAGGUGGUGGUGCUGUAGAGGCAGCACUUUCAAUAUAUCUUGAAAAUUAUGCAACUAGCAUGGGAUCCCGUGAGCAGCUUGCUAUUGCAGAAUUUGCAAGAUCACUAUUAGUUAUUCCAAAUACUUUAGCAGUAAAUGCUGCUCAGGAUGCCAUAGAUCUUGUUGCAAAGUUGAGAGCAUUUCACAAUGAAGCCCAAGUUAAUCCAGAACGCAAAAAUCUGAAAUGGAUUGGUCUUGACUUAAUAAAUGGAAAACCUCGUGAUAACAAACAAGCUGGUGUUUUUGAGCCUACCUUGGUCAAAACCAAGAGCUUAAAAUUUGCAACAGAAGCAGCAAUUACUAUACUUCGAAUUGAUGACCUUAUUAAGCUGCAUCCCGAAAGUAAAGAUGAUAAAGGAGGGUGCUAUGAAGAUGCAGUUCGUUCUGGAGCACUUGAAGAAUAAGAGGCAUUUUAUUUGUGUUGAGUUAUGUAAUGUAGAUUUUCCUGUCUGUAGUUGGCAGUGUGUGUGUUAAUAAAAACACGUGCACAGUAA